Messenger RNA from Ostreococcus lucimarinus CCE9901, 1086 nucleotides. RefSeq lists its product with no specific name. The record is from RefSeq and is a predicted model, not a curated record. Bases 1 to 1086 code for a protein of 361 amino acids. NCBI's taxonomy places the organism in Eukaryota, Viridiplantae, Chlorophyta, Mamiellophyceae, Mamiellales, Bathycoccaceae. The transcript has a single exon.
AUGCCCGUGACGCCAGAACAACGACGGUUUUAUCUCGAAUCCAUCGCGUGUGGAGUACUCAAGACAAAGGAAGACGCCGGUGAGCUGGCUUGUCGCACGUUUGCUUGGACAUCUGGACGCGAUAACGCGUCAAUUCUCGCCCGUCAAAGCCGAGCGUUGAAGGAAAUUUACGAAAAAGGGCUGGUUGUCGCGCGCUCCGGCGCGCAUUGCGCUGAGUGGUGCUCUACUCCAGAGGGAUUCGCGUUCUACAAGUGUACUUUACCGAUAGCACACGCUAAGACGCUGCGGAAAGAGUUGUCUUUCGCGCUUACGAAUGGAUUGAAUCUUUCGACGAAGACGCACUUGCUAUUCUUUUGCGUGUCGAACGAAACCAACGUCUUCGCAGCAAACUUGAAUUGGCACGCGUGGAGCGAUUGGAUGAGUCGAUACGACAGUAUUCAUGAACUUGGGGAGAAACAUUUGAAUGUCACCCGACAGUACGCAGAAAGAGCGCAGCAUCGACAAGGGAUAUCAGACCAAGCCAAGGCGACUCGGUCGCGCCAUGAGCGUCUCGCUGCGGCGUUGCUGUUGAGCGACGUGUUGGCGAGCGACGACACCACCGUCGACAUUGCGCGCAAAUGGUCAACGUUAUCGAACAAUCCCGUCAACCGUGGGAUGAUUCAAUCUCUUCAAAACAGCGCGGCGACGACGGCGGGCAUGGCGAGCGUGCUGUGCGAACAGUGCGGCUGGCACGCGCUCGCAGGUCUUUUGCAAAACGUUAGCGAAGAGUUGCAAGCUGGCGCGCGACGAGAGCUAUUACCGCUGAUGCGUCUCGAAGGCAUGACCGGCGCAAGAGCACGAGCUCUACAUAACGCCGGACUAACGACGCCUGCGAAAAUCGCGGCACUUCAGAGCGAUAAGUUUGACAAGCUGCAAGAUGCUUGCCUGCGUUCGCUGACGCGAUCGAGAAACGGCGGCUUGGAUCAAGCCAUGCGUACCACGGCGUGGAGAAUCGCAAGCGCUCUCGUGCAAUCGGCUCGUGAAGCGACAAUCGAGGAGGCGAAACGGGCGUUGGAAGACGAUUCUAACGCUGAAUGGUUAAAUUAA